This is a messenger RNA of Clavispora lusitaniae ATCC 42720, 465 nucleotides long. Lineage: Eukaryota; Fungi; Ascomycota; Pichiomycetes; Serinales; Metschnikowiaceae. The record is from RefSeq and is a predicted model, not a curated record.
AUGGAGGCGGAUGAAGAAGAGCCUUCACUACAUUUCUUAUCGACACAAAUCCAAGCUCGCCACGAAGACCAUGAACAGCGAGAAAAAACGCUUAGCAAACUAAGUAAAUUUAAACAUGCUCUCGAAACAGUCGCUCCUCCGCAACUCAAAGUGGUGAAGAAGAAAAAGCGAAGCGUGGCGAGACUGAAAAAAGAGAAGCCUAUUUCAUCUCUAAGCGCCUUUGUUUGCGAGACUUUGGGUUCUAAGAAAGAGGUCAACACGAAGAAGAUUCUUGAUUUUUUCACGGGCGAUGAGUCCAAAGUGGAUAGCAUUUUAAACAAGGUUGAAAGAGGGUCAAACAAGGACCACCACACUGAGAACUUGAUCUCUGAAAAUGAAUGGAAAUCGUUGUUAGAGGGUAUUCAACUGAGGUUUCCAUCCUUUUCCCAACGGCACAAGAAGAACCUCAAAAUCUAUUACGCGUAA